AUGGGUGGUUGUUUAAGCAAGAAGAGCACCAAUGCUUCUUCUCCUAAUGCACUUCUAAACCCACCUGAAGAAGUUAAAUCUGAUACCCAAGUGGAGAAGAAAAAUGCAGAAGAAGAAACUGUAAAGAAAGAGAUUUUUAUCAUAAAACACAGGAAGAGCCAUGAAAUCGAAAGGCGGUUUGAAGAUGAAGAAAGCAAAGCCAAGAAUGGCUUAGCCGGAGUUCAUCUACAGGGAAGGCUGCAAUUUUGGGUUUCGUUGGAUCGUCUGAAAAUGGGACAACGUACUGAUGAUAAAAAUGUUGUUAAUGGUGAUGAUGAUGGAAUGGUAGGAGAGAGAGAGAGCUGCCAUAGACGCCAGUGCAGCCAGGCCACGGAGGCUGGGUCCUCAUCUCAGGGUAGAGGAGGAGACGAACGUCGAGUAGAGAAAGGAACCAAGCGGAGCAGAAGCCACAGUCGGGCAAUAGAGAAAGAGAUGACAGUGGCAGUGGUGGAAGAAGGGUCAGUGGUGGAAGGAGGAGCAGAAGCCACGAUCAGGCAGUGGAGAAAGCCACAGUCGUGUACUAUUUGA
Fraxinus pennsylvanica is the source of this 567-nucleotide messenger RNA. The record is from the annotation of a GenBank genome assembly. NCBI's taxonomy places the organism in Eukaryota, Viridiplantae, Streptophyta, Magnoliopsida, Lamiales, Oleaceae.